UCGCGCGAAACGCUUCCGGUCACGUGUGUACGUGUACGUACGGCACGGGGUGGAAUGGCGCAUGCGCGAGGAGUUAGCGGAGUGCAAAGCUGCAAAGUAUGGGGAAUUGGCUGCAUAUGGCGUAGAAUAGACUCGGUACUUUCAUUUCAGGCUGUAUAACCUGCAGGUACAGCAGUGCCAUGACAGAAAGACUUAAUAUCAUGUCCAACAUCAAGUCCUUAACUCCACUCCAGCAAAAGCAACUUGCCGAAAAUAUUGCCAGGGUUUUGUCCGUUUAUGGUUUCAUCACAGAUUCCUAUAUUAUUGAAUUUUUUACUGACAACCUGUGGGAGAAACUUCCAGAAUCCUGGAGAUCCUCACUGUCUGAUCUUUCAUCCCCCGAAUUAGCUGACCAGCUGCUGUCUAACGGGAACAGAGAUACUAUCAGUUACAGGUCAGCAUGGCCACUGAGCCUGUUAGCGCUGAAGGCGACAGCACAUUGCCUGGCCUUUCCUAGAAUUCCUAUAAAUGAAGCAGCCAACAAAAACAAGAAAAGGCCAGAGGAAUUUUGGGAAAAUCACUGCCAGAGUAACAAGCUGGAUCCACUCUUCCGGAAACAUGUGAAGCCUAAAAAACAGCAUGAAAUCCGGCAACUGGGCAAGCUGGUGAGAAUAUUGAGCGACCUGACGGGAUGUGACCAAGUGUUGGACAUCGGCUCUGGCCAGGGCCACUUAUCCCGGUUCUUGUCCUUUGGCCAAGGGCUCUCUGUUACAGCGGUUGAGGCUGACCAACAUCUGGUCAAAAUGGCUGCCAAGUUUGACCAUGACUUCAUGUACAUGUUAGACAAAAAGAGCCACCUUAUCGCUGACCUGUUCCCAAAUCCUCCGCGGCAAGUUAUGGCGUGGGUUGAUCCCAAAGCAUCGUGGGAAGAUCUGGCUAAACAGUUGGGCGAAUGUUCAUGCGAAUGUGGUGGCCGUUUUAAAGCACAACGUAUCAGCAGACAUGCUGAUCUGGGCUCCAGAAUUAGUACAGAGAACUCAGGGGAUUGUCUCGGUGUAAAUAGUGUAGGCUCUUUUCAUGCUCCGCAAUCUGCAUCUGAAAUAAACUCGCAUUCUUCUCAUGGAUUAUCAGAACCUUCUGCAUUUAAACCUGGGCCAUGUUCCUGCCUUAAAGGACGGCUUCUAUAUUCACCUUUAGACAAGUUUCUCCUCACAGGACUCCAUGCAUGCGGUGACCUUAGUGUGGCCAUGUUGCGCCACUUUGCAAGGUGCCCCAGUGUGGUGGCAAUCACCUCCGUUGCCUGUUGUUAUAUGAAGUUAAGCACCUGCGAAAUGCCACAGCCACCGGGUGUCCUGUCUUCUUCCCACCCUACCCAGGCAACACAGCCAGAGGAGUAUGGCUACCCACUUAGUUGUUGGGUAGCCCAGCUUCCUGGGCACCAACUCUCUUAUAAAGCACGAGAGGUGGCCUGCCAUGCCAUAGAGGACUAUAGGCAACGACUAAGAGGUGAAAGCUCCAUUCUGAGAACUCAUUGCUAUAGAGCUGCGCUGGAGACUGUUAUCCGCAGCAUAGAUGCCACCAUAAGACGCCCCGGGGUGCAGACAAUUAAGAAGGCCCAUGAGCUUCCCUUUAAAGAAUAUGCUCGCGAGGGACUGAAACGGGUUGGGCUGGACCCAGACACCACCUUAGAUGAAGUGUUAGUGGAUCGCAUGCUUUCCCAGCAUCAGAAGGUGGUCGCAUUCUUUAGCCUGGCCCUCCUGCUGGCACCAUUAAUAGAAACUCUCAUACUUCUGGAUAGGAUGAUCUUUCUACAUGAGCAGGGAUUUCAUUGUGAUCUGAUCCCGCUGUUCAAGCCGGAGUUUUCCCCGAGGAAUCUGGUGCUGGUAGCUACCAAAGCAGGGCCUUCUCCAGUUAAUCUUUUGGAGCAACUGAAGGACUUAGGGGAAAGAACAGGCAAAGAUCUGCUUAGUGACGCAGGAAAGAAUUCAGCUGUACGGUAGGGACAGCCACCCAGGACGUUUGUAUUUUAUUAAUUUAUAUUUAAAAUAAAAACUUUGAAUAACGUU
Molecule: messenger RNA, 2045 nt
Organism: Xenopus laevis (African clawed frog)
Lineage: Eukaryota; Metazoa; Chordata; Amphibia; Anura; Pipidae
Gene: mettl25b.L
Product: methyltransferase like 25B L homeolog
Exons: 10
Coding region: 180-1979 (599 amino acids)
Biological process (GO): rRNA modification
Molecular function (GO): rRNA (adenine-N6,N6-)-dimethyltransferase activity
Source: RefSeq, a predicted model, not a curated record